Molecule: messenger RNA, 1620 nt
Organism: Cucurbita pepo subsp. pepo (vegetable marrow)
Lineage: Eukaryota; Viridiplantae; Streptophyta; Magnoliopsida; Cucurbitales; Cucurbitaceae
Product: Endosomal targeting BRO1-like domain-containing protein
Source: RefSeq, a predicted model, not a curated record
GCGCCCUUUGAGAAGGGGGGUUUCCAGUCGGCUCCUUGGGCAGCGGGGCGUCUUCUACGUCUUCGCCAUGUGAGAUAUGUCUCGGCCUCUGGACCUUCCUAUUCCCAGAUUCUCUCUCUUUCUGUGCAUUUGAUUCUUAUCAGAUCCUCCUUUCUAAUGCCCCCAGGAACCUUCUCACCUCUCGAUCCUCUCUGUAACCAGAUGUUAAGAUUGGGGCAAUUUCCCACUAAGAAGAAGACCAAUGGGUUGCACUUCUUCUGUUUACGCUGUUGGGAGGAAGAAGAAACUGAGCAUCCCCGAGAUGGUUAUGUUUGUUCCUUCCAUACGAAUUCCUGUGCAAUCUGAUCUUCAGAGACCUCUUAGAGGGCUUAUUUCUAAAGAUCUUGCUGAUAGACUGUCUUCACUUCGUAAUCAGAUUGUGUUGGUGGCUGAGGAUACUGGUGGAUCUGCUAUUACAGAAUUGCGGCGAGUUCUGGAGGAGUAUCUAUCUGUUUUGAUUUGUCUAACAAAGAAGGAAACCAUAGAUGAUGGACUAAUAGAGUUCAAAUGGAGAAAUUUAGAACAUGGACGACAAGAAAUAUGUGUAGCAAACUUCUGGUUUGAAUUGCUAUCUGUUCUUCACUUAAUGGCCAUGCUGACUCUAUCAGAAGCUGACUCCUUGAUGAUCCCCAAGGAUCCCACUGGUUCUGGUUUGAGAGUAGUGUCCUCAGAUUGCAAGAGGGAGGCCAUUGAUUUACUUCUUAAAGCAUCGGGGUACCUCGAUUGCUGCAUUCGGGAUAUUCUGGUCCACAUUCCAUUUGAUAUCAAGAAGCGAAUGCCUAAAAGUUUUCAGCCUGGUGCGCUUGAAGCCAUGUCAAUUCAAACAUUGGGUCAGGGAACUGAAAUCCAACUUGGUUUAGCUGUUGAAAGUCAGAAUGCCACCUUAUCUGUUAAAAGGAGAUUGGCUUGUGAGCAGUUGGUCUAUUUCAGCCAGGCUUACCAAUGCUUAUCAGAAUGCGACACGGAUCGAGGAUACGAAAAGAAGCACAUGUCAUUCAUCAAAUGGAAAUUUCUUGAAUCCAAGGCUGCAGCUUACUACUACCACGGUCUGAUCCUCGACAAGGGUUCGGAACCGUCGUGCCAUGUCAGUGCCGUGUGCUGUUUCCUUGCUGCAGAAGAGCUUCUUCUUGAAAGCAAGAGAGCCUGCUUGAGCUUCUGUCUUGCAUCUCCUGUCACCAGAUCUCCUCCACUUUGGGGAGCCAUGAAGCAUUUACAUCAGAAAAUCCCAGAAGUUGCUUCUAGGAAGUCUCAAAUGUAUGGAUAUCUGUUGGAACAAGAAAAGGCCCUUCAAGCAUUACCUGAAUUACCAGAAUUUCAGCUGUCGUUAAGGCCAGAGGAAUAUCAGCUGCCUGAGAUUGAUUCUUCAGCUUGGAGCUCUGAAAAUUGUGAAGCACAGAGUCAGACCUUGAAGGAACACCUCAAUGAUAGUGAUUAUGAGACUUUGUCUGAAUGACUUCUUUUAAUCUCUUUUGUUAAAUUUUAUUCUUUCUUCUGUAAGCUAAAAUAUAUGAAUAUCACUGAUUAUGGGCAUACUUAAGAAUCUAAUUCGAGGGUAUACACGGGUUGAGUUGAAUCGGGAUG